CCGUUUAACCUUCCAUUGGUGUGGUUUCUAGGGCAGCAAAGGCGCGCGGGUACAAGCUUCCGGCAAGAAAGAAUGCGACUGGGCAUCCCGGCAGCUGAGCUGACCUAGAAGGUUUCCAGGGCUAGAGAUGUUUAGCAGGCUGGGUUUCGGCGGCGGCGCUCCACCAGGGACACCCAAGAGGAUUGUGGAGCUCGAUCCGGCCACCGCCGCGGUAGCGCCGCCCGCGGCUCCAGCGUCCAAUGCUUCCAAUGGCACAGGUCCGGCAAAGGCGAUCCGGCUCGUCUAUUGCGAUGACAAGGGGAGAUUUCGGAUGGAUGCUGAGGCCGUGGCGGCAUUGCAGCUGGUCAAGGGGCCGAUUGGCGUGGUGGCGGUGUGUGGGCGAGCCCGGCAGGGGAAGAGCUUCAUCUUAAACCAGCUGCUAGGCCGGAGUAGCGGAUUUCAAGUGGGUCCGACUCACCGACCAUGCACCAAAGGACUCUGGAUGUGGAGCGCUCCAAUCAAGAGGUUUGCUCCGGAUGGAACGGAGUAUAAUCUUCUCUUACUCGACAGUGAAGGAAUCGAUUCUUAUGAUCAGACGGGAACGUACAGCACGCAGAUCUUCUCACUCGCGGUGCUGUUGUCCAGUAUGUUCGUCUACAACCAAAUGGGAGGAAUUGACGAGGCUGCCUUGGAUCGUUUGUCCCUGGUAACGGAAAUGACAAAGCACAUUCGCGUCAGGGCUUCGCAAAAGACUACGACUGCAGACGAGCUUGGACAGUUCUCUCCAGUUUUUCUCUGGUUGCUCAGGGACUUCUAUCUCGAUCUUAAUGAAGACGGACGGAGGAUUACACCCAGGGAAUACCUCGAGUCCGCUCUGCAGCCAAUGCCUGGAAGUGGCAAAGCAAUUUAUGCCAAGAACGAGAUUCGAGAGUCCAUCCGUGCUUUGUUUCCAGACAGGCAUUGCUUCACUCUUGUGCGGCCCGUGAAUGAGGAGCAUGACCUCCAGAGACUUGAUCUUUUACCAAUGGAGAAGAUGCGAUCUGAAUUUCGUCUUGGAUUGGAUCAUCUCACAAAAUUCGUUAUCGAGAGAACUAGGCCGAAACAGCUUGGGUCCACUGUGAUGACAGGUCCCAUGCUUGCAGGUCUAACACAGUCUUUUCUGGACGCUAUAAACGCAGGUGCUGUCCCCACAAUUGCUACAUCAUGGCAGAAUGUUGAGGAGAAUGAGUGCCGCCGUGCGUACGAUGUGGCGUUGGAGACUUACAUGAGGUCCUUUGAUAAAUCGACACCUCCAGACCUGAAUGCUUUGCAAGAAGCACACGAUAAAGCAUUCCAAGCUUCUCUCUCUGUGUAUAAUGCUGAGGCUGUCGGAGCGGGUCCUAUCAGGUCAAAGUAUGAAAGACAGCUGCAAACGGCUCUAAGAAAGCAUUUCGAGGACUACAAGCAAAGGUCUUCAAUGGAAGCAGAGCUGAAAUGCGUGAAAGUGAUUGAAGGCAUGGAUGAUAAAUUAAGAAUGGCAUGCCACUCGCCAAAUGCUUCCCUGGAUCAGAUAUUGCAGUUAUUAAACGAGCUAAUUGUACAAUACGAGAAAUCGGUUUUUGGACCUGCCAAAUGGCAAAAACUUGUAAAAUUUAUUCAACAGAGCUUGGAAGGAUCAAUCAGCGAUCUAUUUAAGAAAAUUAGUCAUCAAGCAGCAUCACAAGCUUCAAGUCUCGAUUUGAAAUGCCGUUCGCUGGAAGAUAAGCUUGCACUGACCGGACGACAGAUAGAAGCUGCGCAAAGAGAAUCCAUGGACUGGAAGAGAAGGUAUGAAGCAGCCAUAGCGGACUACAAAUCUUCUAGUGAGCUCUCGGCGGGCCAGUACGCAAGUCUCCAGAGUAAACUUGGCAAGUCAGAAGAGAAGCGGGUUAGCCUUGCACAGCAGCUGGAAGUAGCGCUGAAGGAAGCCCUGGAGUGGCAAAAAAAGUUUGAGCAUGCGUCUGGGGACCGACGCCUAGUGGAGGAGAGGCAAAGAUCCGAGCUUUCGGCACUUCAAAGCAGGUGUAGUGCUGCGGAAGCACGACUGGCGGCUGCGCGUGAGCAGGCCGACUCGGCAAAGGAGGAGGCCGCCGAAUGGCGGAGGAAACAUGACUCUGUGAUCAAUGAGUCCCGCUCAUCCGCUGAACGGUUCAAUGCGCUUCGGGAACGUGGAAACAAACAACAACAAGUGAGAGAAGAUGCGCUGCGAACCGAGUUUGCCUCUAAGUUGUCGCAAAAGGACACUGUACUAAAUGAGACGAACGCGAAGCUGGAGCAGAGCGAACGCCUUGUGACUGAUUUGAAGGCCCGCAUGCAGGCUCACGAGGCCAAGGCGCUUGCGGAAGAAGAGGAGCUCGUUGCUCUACGCGAAGAGUCGAAACACUACCAAAUGAUGGCGAUGGAGAGACUGGCCGGCAUAGAGAAGGCGGAGCGGCAUGCCGAGGCCCUGGCCAGGGAGAAGGAGGGCUUGUUGCAAGAGCUAGAAACCGCAAAGGUGGCGGAGCAGGAUGCGUCGACCAAGUGCCAGUCCCUGGAGAGGCGCCUGGAAGAGCGGGAACAUGAGAUGGAGGUCCUGCUCCAGGAGGCUCACGAGCAGAGGAUCAGCACAGCGCACGUCCUCGAGGGGCUACUGACGUCGGAGCGAGCAGCACACGCGGAAGCCAGCGGCAGGGCCGAGGCACUGUCAAUCCAGCUCCAGGGCGUCCAGGCGAAGCUCGACUCGUUCCAGCACGAGCUGGCCACGUCCCGGCUGAACGAGACGGCGCUGGAGACGAAGCUGCGAACACAGGCGGAGUCGUCGGGGAGGAGGAAGCGCGGGUCGGAUGACAAGGAGCCGGAGAUGACGCCGCCGCCGAGCGAGAGCCUGGGGCGGAACAAGAGGCCUCGCCUGGACCUUAACUUUGACAAUGGUAGUAGCCUGGGGUUCACUCCGGGGGAGAGUAUGGACGAUCAUGCCAGCACCGAGCAACAGCAGCAGCAGCAGCAAAACCAAAAUCAACAAAGCCAGCAGCGUGACUAUCGCAAGCUCACGGUUGCGCAGAUGAAACACGAGAUGACCGAGGCCGGGUAUGGCGCAAAGGUGAUGCAGCUGCGCUCCAACACGCCCAAGAAGGAAGUCGUGGCUUUGUAUGAGGAGUGUAUGUUUCCCAAAGCAUGAAGACCUUUUUCUCGAGAUCUCUCUUCAUCUCAAUGAAUCCUCCAGCUCCCAAAAGAGUGACCUCCACAUUCUCAAGCCAGCAUUCUCAAUCAGCCCAGCAAUCAUACUCUCUGCUUCUUAGUAUUUUUUUUUUACUCUCUGCUUUCUUUUUUUUUUUUUUCUUUUGUUUCAGUCCCCAUAAAGCUUAAGAUUAAAAUACCUAUUUAACA
Messenger RNA from Selaginella moellendorffii, 3363 nucleotides. RefSeq names its product guanylate-binding protein 1. NCBI's taxonomy places the organism in Eukaryota, Viridiplantae, Streptophyta, Lycopodiopsida, Selaginellales, Selaginellaceae. The transcript has 14 exons. The coding region runs from base 128 to 3154 and encodes 1008 amino acids. The record is from RefSeq and is a predicted model, not a curated record. Gene Ontology annotation, molecular function: GTPase activity; GTP binding.